Molecule: messenger RNA, 1908 nt
Organism: Striga hermonthica
Lineage: Eukaryota; Viridiplantae; Streptophyta; Magnoliopsida; Lamiales; Orobanchaceae
Source: the annotation of a GenBank genome assembly
AUGGAAAUCAAACAGGCGAUCGAUUCGUGCCCUUCUUACUCAGCCCCGGGACCAGAUGGCUUCCCAGCGGCUUUUUACAAGAAAUUCUGGCACCUCAUUGGUCCAGAAACGUGUGAAUUUAUUCGCACUAUCUUCGCGAAUGGGCGCUUCACGUCUAGCCUCGGCUUCUCGUAUCUUUUCCUGAUUCCGAAGAUUGCCACGCCGCUUACUAUUAAAGAUUACAGACCUAUCAGCCUUUGCAACAUCGUCUACAAGUUCGUGACUAAGGUUAUUCUUUAUCGGCUGAGACCAAUCUUAUUCGAAUGCAUAGGUUUGGAGCAAUCUGCUUUUCUUCCCGGUAGAGGAACUUCCAACAAUGCCAUCGUUCUCCAUGAGGUUCUUCACAAAUUUAACCAACGACAGCGGGGAUGUGAGUUCGCCAUCAAAAUUGACUUAGACAAGGCUUACGACCGGGUGAAGUGGAAAUUCCUUCGUGACUCGUUAACACAACUGGGAUUGGACGCACCCUCAGUCACUCUUAUCAUGGAGUGUGUGACAUCCGCUCAUUUCGCGAUUCUUUGGAAUGGCCGGCCGUCUUUGGACAUUUACCCUUCCCGAGGUCUUCGCCAAGGGGAUCCGAUUUCUCCUUACUUGUUCGUCAUCAUAAUGGACCGACAAACUAGAACCAUCAACCGAGAGGUCAGUACGCGUAAUUGGGAUCCCAUUGUGUUGUCUCGGGGAGGCCCGAUGCUUAGCCAUCUAUUAUUCGCUGAUGAUGUAUUGAUUAUGGCCCAAGCUAAUGUCGCUACGGCCAAAACUGUUAAUAAAGUUCUUCAUGCUUUUGUGGAGGAAGUGGGCCUUGCGAUUAACUUGAGUAAGUCCAAAAUCAUUUUUUCAGCGUCGACCCCAGUAGCAAAGCGCAAUCGGAUAUGCCAUCAACUCUUUAUUCCAACGACGGAUGCUUUUGAUAAAUAUUUGGGCUUUCCCAUCAUUGCUGGGAGGCGUAAGGUUUCUCAUUUUGAAUUCAUCAUAGAGCGCAUCUCUCGGAGGCUUCCCCCGUGGGGUUACGAGGGGAUCAAAAGGUCCAAGUCCCAGUCCUCUUCUGUCUGGACAACAUUGUGGAGAUGCUUUUCCAUCAUUGCGAAUGGUUUCACCUACAGGCUGUGUAACGGGGAGACCAAUUUCUGGGAGGGAAUUUAUCUUCAAGGCAAACCCAUCAAAUGUCUUGUUGACUAUGUUCAUAUAUCGGACUCAGACAAAUCAUGUCGUCAGUUGAUCGUUAAUGGACGGUUUGAUCUUCAGUCGUUGCACACGUCCUUCCCAGAUCAUAUUAUCAAGGCCCUGACGGAUGCUAGGAAUAUUUAUCUUCAUCCUUCUGUGCCUGAUAGGUGGUGUUGGUCGGUUGGUAGUAGUGGUAAAUAUUCAGUGGCUUCUUGCUACGACUGGCUGCUAAAACAGGGCGCUAACACGAAGACGACGUGGAAAAAGAUUUGGAGGCUAGACGUUCCAGAGAAAAUUAAUUUUUUCUGUUGGCUUAUUGGGCAUCGGUCGCUACCUACGAAGGAGUUGCGUCACCGACGACAUCUAGAUUCUACGGGGGCUUGUACGAUUUGCGGGGAUGGAACGGAGACUUGGGUGCACAUGUUUUUUGAGUGCCCGUGGACUACUCAGGUUUGGGCCGGGCUAAUUCAUUACGGUUUUCCUUAUCGGCUGACCCAUACAAUCCCCUUGAUAGCCAAGCUCUUGAUUUCAUCGUUCAUGCGCCGGCGGGGUUGCAGUUUGCCCUUUGUUUUAUGUGGGUGGAACGCAAUAACAGGGUUUUUGGUAAGCCAUCUAAAUGUCCUUACGCUGUUGUCAGGGAUAUCUAUCCUUCUUCCAAUGGUGGCGGGAGACAAGGUGGCGGGCGGACAUGCUCAUGGAUGGGGCUAG